AUGCCGCUGAUGAAAUCUCUCAAAGCGGGGAACAAUCCUUACCAGUGCACGUGCGAGCUGCAUGCGUUUUUUGAGGACACCUUGUUGAAGGCAAUGGUGAAUUUAACCGACUGGCCGUGGAACUACCACUGCUACCACCCACAGGCUCUGCUCAACACCUACAUCUCCAAGUUUGUCCCAGGGCGUCUGGUGUGUGACGUCCGACUGGUUGUCCUCAUUGCCGUGGCCACGACUGCUGCUUUCCUCAUGGCUCUGAUGGUGGUCUGCUACGUCUACGUCUGGUACACCAAGGCCACGUACCAGAUCUUCAGAGCCAAAUACCGAGCCUACCAGACCCCGCCUGGAGAGGAGGCCAUGCUCCGGUACCACGCCUUCAUCUCCUACAGCCACUGGGACGCCGACUGGGUGAGGGACCAGCUGCUGCCCGCUCUGGAGGACCGCGGGAACCCUUACCGUCUGUGCAUCCACGAGAAAGACUUCACACCCGGGAAGUGGAUCAUCGACAACAUCAUCGAGAACAUUGAGAACAGCCACAAGAUGAUCUUCGUGCUCUCUCGGCAUUUCGUCAACAGCGAGUGGUGCAACUAUGAGCUGUACUUUGCGCAGCAGCGAGCGAUGGGGAAGACCUUCCACGACGUCAUCCUGGUUCUGAAGGAGCCCAUCGACCCCGGUUCUCUGCCCAACAAGUACUGCAAGCUCAAGAAGAUGUUGAGCACCAGGACCUACCUGGAGUGGCCCCAGCAGCAGAACCCAGCAAGCCUUCUUCUGGGCUCAGCUGCGGAGCGUGCUGGGCAGACCGGCCGUGGUGAGGUCCAGGAGCGGGAGCCAGAGGAGCCGAGGGGGCUCUGA
Messenger RNA from Knipowitschia caucasica, 849 nucleotides. The record is from the annotation of a GenBank genome assembly. NCBI's taxonomy places the organism in Eukaryota, Metazoa, Chordata, Actinopteri, Gobiiformes, Gobiidae.